Molecule: messenger RNA, 435 nt
Organism: Eimeria tenella
Lineage: Eukaryota; Apicomplexa; Conoidasida; Eucoccidiorida; Eimeriidae
Exons: 1
Coding region: 1-435 (144 amino acids)
Source: RefSeq, a predicted model, not a curated record
AUGAACUGCUUGUUUCACCUUUGGCCACUUCACGGUCGCCAGAUGCUGGAAUCCGGAAAGGGAACACGUUCGGGUGAGAAUCUCACACACUUGAAGAAUAUAAAGUACCUUCAAGUGGAAUGCAGCAUUCUCCGGGCUCAUCGCCACGACAAAUGCUUAGAAAGAACGUUGCCUCCAUGGCCAACCAUGCAGGGAAAAUCCUAUAAAGCCGCAUCUCUUGCCCUCCUGAGUGUCCGUUCCAUUACUCCUAUCUUGCGGAUCUACAUAAAUAUAGCUGCAGUGAAAGUAUUUGCUCAGAGUGUCGAGGAGCAGGCCAUCACACAGCCGGUAAAAGGCCCGUCGCCUCCAGCGCCUUCGGGCAUUUUCACAGCUGCGCAUACACCUGAACUAUCUAUGAGUAGGAUGGAGGAAUUAAGCUAUAGUUCGCACCCUUAG